AUGACUGUUAGUUCUGAUUUCCUUUCUAUGUUUGCUCUAGUUGAUUUUGUUAAAAGUUUAUCUUGGAUUGAUAUGUAUUUAAACACGCCAAAUAUUUGUAAUAAUAAUUUUCCGUUCUUUUAUAUGCCAUACCUCACAGAUUUUAUUUGCAUUGCUUAUAUGCAAGGUUGCUCAUUCCUUGCAUUACCAAAUAGCAUAGCUAAUACUGGUAUAAAGCCAUUUAUUGGUGUCUAUUUCAUAGCGUUAGUUGUAGAGAUUCCGUUAACCUUCUUGGUCUUGGUAAUCAUACAAAAAGCUGCAGUAUUAAGAAAAAGUGGUCGAUUAUAUGCCAAGCUGAAGCAACUUAAUGCCGAUAAUAGCGAGGAUGAUGAUAUUGAUAGUGAUGCUAAAGGCAGCGAGAACGAGAAGAAAUUCAACGAUACGGAAAUUAAUUUUCAUCUACUUUCUGAGUCUUUUCUACCAUGGUUUCUACAAAUUGCUUUCGAUGCCCUAUGCUUCGGCUUGCUAUUUAAUGCAGAAAUUGCUAAUGCCUUGUCGGGUAGUCAAGUUUUUGGUCAUCUUCUUAGAAUAAAAUUUAAGAAUAUUUUAGCACUCUUUGUUUGGAUUGAAGUAUUUCUACUGAUUUUUGCUCGAAGACUUUUAAAUCUUGUAAUUCCGAUAGCAUCUUUAGUUAGAUGUAUUAUAUUACUAAUAAUGCUAUUGAAAGGCUUCCAUAUUUUAAUUUAA
Messenger RNA from Trichoplax adhaerens, 726 nucleotides. RefSeq lists its product as uncharacterized. The transcript has 8 exons. The record is from RefSeq and is a predicted model, not a curated record. NCBI's taxonomy places the organism in Eukaryota, Metazoa, Placozoa, Uniplacotomia, Trichoplacea, Trichoplacidae. Bases 1 to 726 code for a protein of 241 amino acids.